AUGGAUCAUUGUGUGAAAAUUUGGCGUCUGAACACACCGGAACUAGCCAAUGCAGUGAUUGACUCGUUCUCCUAUCGAGCGAGGUCCAAUCCAAAGUUUCUCUUCGCUCUCUCCUCGAAUCCCCACUAUGACAUGCAAUUUCAAAGGCCAUUUCCGGUCCUGAUUCAACACUUUCCGGAGUUCAGCUCUCGCGAUGUUCACGGGAAUUAUGUGGAUUGUGCACGUUGGUUUGGUGCUCUGGUCAUAUCCAAAUCGUGCGAGAAUAGUGUGGUUUUGUGGAAACCCGGCACAUUGGAGGACAGUAGCAGCAGCAGCAGCACCACCACAACAACGAUCACAAACAAUCCAUUCCCGGCCAGCACACCCGUUCCAUUCACGGAUGUCGGUGGUCUCCGAUUGCCCAGUCGAUUGCAACCGAUCUGUGGACAGUUGGGUUCAACCACGGGGAUGCAUGCAAUGCCUGGUGUUCCAACGGAACACAAAACUAGUAUUAUUCAUCAACUGAAAGCACCGGACUGUAAUCUAUGGUAUAUUCGAUUUGAUGUGGAUUUGGACAAUCAGGUUUUGGCUUUGGGCACGGGGACCGGGAAUUCACGAAUCUAUUUGUGGGAUUUGUCCUGUCCGGAGAUCGCAUUAAAUUUGCCCGCCCAAGUGUUGCACAUUCCCGGACUGACUGGGGCCGGAGCCGGUGGGAUCCCGAUCGCGCAUAGCGCAAUCCGACAAACGCGUUUUGCAAACGAUGGGAAAACUCUGAUCUGUGUCGGGGAUAAUGGCCUUAUUGUUCGUUUUGACAAAGUUUGA
Messenger RNA from Echinostoma caproni, 801 nucleotides. The record is from the annotation of a GenBank genome assembly. NCBI's taxonomy places the organism in Eukaryota, Metazoa, Platyhelminthes, Trematoda, Plagiorchiida, Echinostomatidae.